AUGCUCUCUUCAAUAUCCUCAUUCUCCCGCUUCGCUCUUGAACACUUCGAAGGUAACGUUGAUGCCCUUAAAGCCUAUGUUAACAAGAAGGAUGGCCUUGUUGUUGUUGAUUUCUUUGCUGAUUGGUGCGGACCAUGCAAGCAAAUCGGCAAGAUCCUCCCAUCCAUUGCCGACAAGUACCCAAAGGUUACAUUCCUUAAGGCUAACGUCGAUGAAUCAGCUGAUCUUGCUGAACAUUUCAAAGUUGAAGUAGUUCCACAAUUCAAGUUCUUCAAGAAGGGUGGCGAAUUCAAGGAAAUCAGAACCAUUGUUGGCGCUGAUGUUGACACUCUUAACAAGUACGUUGAAGAGCUUCAGUAA
Molecule: messenger RNA, 360 nt
Organism: Trichomonas vaginalis G3
Lineage: Eukaryota; Parabasalia; Trichomonadida; Trichomonadidae
Product: cell redox homeostasis
Exons: 1
Coding region: 1-360 (119 amino acids)
Source: RefSeq, a predicted model, not a curated record